Nannospalax galili (Upper Galilee mountains blind mole rat) is the source of this 1991-nucleotide messenger RNA. It is a transcript of the gene Dus1l, whose product is annotated as dihydrouridine synthase 1 like. The coding region runs from base 267 to 1679 and encodes 470 amino acids. The transcript has 14 exons. NCBI's taxonomy places the organism in Eukaryota, Metazoa, Chordata, Mammalia, Rodentia, Spalacidae. Gene Ontology annotation, molecular function: tRNA dihydrouridine synthase activity; flavin adenine dinucleotide binding. The record is from RefSeq and is a predicted model, not a curated record. Gene Ontology annotation, biological process: tRNA processing.
CCGGUUCUCUUUGCGGCCGCAGCUCGGCCGCUCGGCGGCUGUGUCCCGUCGCGGUGUUUGCCGCCUCGCGGAGCGGGCCGAGGCCGGCGCGGAACCGGAGCUGGAGGCUCUAGGCCAGACUAGGCCAGACCUGGUCGAGCCCCGGGGCAGCGCCACCCUCACACGGCCCGGCGGGCUCACCUGCCGGGUCCGACAAGGGGCGCGGGCUCCUUGUCGGGCGCCGACCUGCACCAGCUCUGCCAGGCCGGCGUUUACUGCAGUAGCAAAUGAGGGGUAGAGAGAAGAUGCCCAAGUUGCAGGGUUUUGAGUUCUGGAGCCGCACCCUGGGUGGGGCCCGACAUGUGGUGGCACCCAUGGUGGACCAGAGCGAGCUGGCUUGGAGAUUAUUGAGCCGCCGGCACGGGGCCCAGCUCUGCUACACCCCCAUGCUGCAUGCCCAGGUCUUCAUUCGAGAUGCUAACUACCGGAAAGAGAACCUGUAUUGUGAAGUGUGCCCUGAGGACCGGCCUCUCAUCGUGCAGUUUUGUGCCAAUGACCCAGAGGUAUUUGUCCAAGCGGCUCUCCUGGCGCAAGAUUACUGUGAUGCCAUCGACCUGAACCUGGGCUGCCCACAGAUGAUAGCCAAGAGGGGUCACUAUGGUGCCUUUCUGCAGGAGGAGUGGGACCUGCUCCAGAAAAUGAUUCUUUUGGCCAACGAGAGACUCUCCGUUCCUGUCACAUGCAAAAUUCGUGUCUUCCCAGAGAUUGACAAGACUGUGAGGUACGCCCAGAUGCUGGAGAAGGCUGGCUGUCAGCUGCUGACUGUGCAUGGGCGCACCAAGGAACAGAAGGGGCCCCUGUCAGGAACAGCCUCCUGGGAGCACAUCAAGGCAGUGCGGAAGGCUGUGGGCAUCCCUGUGUUUGCUAAUGGGAACAUCCGGUGCCUGCAGGACGUUGAGCAGUGCAUCCAGGAUACAGGAGUGCAGGGGGUCAUGAGUGCAGAGGGUAAUCUACACAACCCUGCCCUGUUCGAGGGCCGGAGCCCUGCUGUGUGGGAGCUGGCUGAGGAGUACUUGGACAUUGUACGGCAACACCCCUGCCCACUGUCCUACGUUAGGGCCCAUCUGUUCAAGCUGUGGCACCACACGCUGCAGGUGCACCAGCAGCUUCGAGAGGAGCUGGCCAAAGUGAAGACCCUGGAGGGCGUGGCUGCUGUGAGCCAGGCGCUAAAGCUGCGGUGUCAGGAGGACAUGUCCAGGCAGCAGGAAGGAAUGAAACCAACUGACAACCUGUCUGCUUUCCACUGGAUCUGCCAGCCCUACACUCGGCCAGGGCCUAGGGAAGGGAGCAAAGAGAAUAGUGGUGGCCGAAGCAAGCGGGCUCUAGAAGAAGAAGAAGGCAGCAUGGAAGGCUUGUCCAAGAAUAAACAGAAGAAACAGCUAAGGAGCCCUCAUAAGACUUUUGAUCCCUCCCUGAAACCCAAAUAUGCAAAGUGUGACCAGUGUGGAAAUCCAAAGGGCAACAGGUGUGUGUUUAAUCUGUGCCGUGGCUGCUGCAAGAAGCGAGCAUUUAGAGAAGCAGCAGAUUGCCCAGGUCACGGAUUGCUUUUUAAAACCAAAUUAGAGAAGUCUCUGGCCUGGAAAGGGACCCAGCCUGAGCCGCGAGAGCCUCAGCAGGUGGGGCCCGGAGCUCUGGCCUGAGCUGUAAGAGCCUCAGCAGGUGGGGCCCGGAGCACCCACCAGGCAGCUGCUCUCAAGUCAUGGGCAGUGCCCUGGCCUGAAGGCCAGCAAGAGCCGUGUCCAUCCCAGUACAGCUACUGAAGCCUGGACACUUCUGGAAAUGCUUCUACUCAGGGAAUCUCCUGUUAUGUGACACAGAAAGACAUGCUGGUGUCUUCCCCUGGCCCAGGGGCCUGGCAGUGUUGCACCAAGGGCAACCUUGGCUGGAUCUAGUCCUGUCCCCACAACUUGUUUACAGCAGUGAACAAUAAAGCAUUCAGAGAUGCAUGUGCA